Messenger RNA from Prorocentrum cordatum, 933 nucleotides. Lineage: Eukaryota; Dinophyceae; Prorocentrales; Prorocentraceae. The record is from the annotation of a GenBank genome assembly.
AUGAAUAUGUUGGCUCGCCAUCCUAAUCUAUCCACGGAUCAAAAACGCAAUCUCGAGAAAAUGUCGCGAGCCUUAGAGAAAGCAGACAAGGUUUCAAAUGGCCCUUCUGAGGAGAGUGAUCGCCGAGGCGCUUGCGACGAGUUAUUGGCCAUGAUGUCUCGAGUUCUGGAAGGUCUGCGGACACAGGGUGACAUGACAGAGUUUGUAGCAGCGUCUCUGGCAGAGGCCGCAGCGAACUGUUGGACAGCUUGGGAGGAAGCUGUGCACAGUGCAUAUCAAGUUGUUUGCCCUGAUGCUUCAGGUUCAAGCCAUGUCAUGACGAUGGAGCUCGAGGAUUGGUUUCUUGGUGAGCUGCUGUCGUUCAGACGUGACCUCGGUUACCGUGCCCUUGCCAAGGCUAAGGAGCGUGCUGGAGAGACCGAUGUUCAUUUCAAGAAUUUCUUUUUCUCCUCUAUACAUUUCGGGCUGCCAGUUCUGCAGCGCAUGGCAGCAAAAGACCCGUCGCGCCUGAACUACACGAUGCUGAACCUCGUAAAUAUGGACGAGGUGCGUGCAGACCUCUGGAAAGAGUACACGCCAGCGAGCAUCACCGCUCACGUCAAAGCACUCCUCGAUUCGAGCGCUUAUUGGCGUGGCCGUGUGGUAGAUUGGCUGCGCGCGCACUGCAUCGAAGGUCUCGACUCGCAGCAGUGGCUCUACGAAUGGUGCCACGACGCGGGCUACAGCCUGCGCGACGAGGCCAUCGUCUUCAUGCUUGCUUCGAUGCGCAUCUUGGACGGCAGCAUUCUUUGCGAGAUUCGGCCUGCGACCGUCCCACGCAGGACGAGCGCACCGUGGCGCGCACCGCUCGCCUCCGCUGCAGCGGGAGGUGCGGCGCGGCCAGCGCAGGUGAGGCCAGACCCCGCCGCCCGACGCCCGUGCGUCAUGAUGUGA